This is a messenger RNA of Pararge aegeria (speckled wood butterfly), 520 nucleotides long. RefSeq names its product chorion class A protein Ld2/Ld41-like. The transcript has 2 exons. Gene Ontology annotation, cellular component: egg chorion. The record is from RefSeq and is a predicted model, not a curated record. Lineage: Eukaryota; Metazoa; Arthropoda; Insecta; Lepidoptera; Nymphalidae. The coding region runs from base 82 to 468 and encodes 128 amino acids. Gene Ontology annotation, biological process: multicellular organism development; chorion-containing eggshell formation. Gene Ontology annotation, molecular function: structural constituent of egg chorion.
UAAAGCACUAUGGUAUAAAGGCAUCAACCAGUCCAGCACCAUCAUUGUAUUCUCGCCUCUGUACAAUACACACACUACAACAUGAACUCCUUCGCUGUUCUGCUGCUCUGCGUCCAGGCUUGCUUGGUGCAGAAUGUGUUCAGCCAGUGUUGCGGCGGAGCGUACGGACCCGGUAUGGCCGGUGCUUACGGCGGCUACGGCGCGUACGGCGCAUACGGCGCUAAUGGUGCUUACGGCCUUGCCGGGCCCGGACUCGCAGCGCCGUUUGCUUACGGCGCAGCUUACGGCGGCGAAGGUGUCGGUGACGUAGCGGUGGCCGGUCAGCUCCCGGUCGCUGGUACUACCCUAGUUGCCGGACAGGUGCCAAUCCUGGGCGCUGUGGAGUUCGGAGGCAUCGUGCCAGCCGGCGGAGAGGUGUCCAUCGCCGGCAGCUGCGGCUGCGGCUGCAGAGGAUCCUACCUCUACUGAGAAGCUUUUGCAAAAUAUAUGCAUAAUUGAAACUAAAUGCAUUUUAUCACCA